UGUCAUCCACUUGCGUGAACGCUGCUGCUGAGUGCUGGUUGACAGUCUCGGGCGACACGAGGGAAACGAGACAGCGGGGUUGUUUUUUUUCUUCUUUUUCUUCUUCUUCUUCUUCUUCUCCUUCUCCUUUUUUUUGUUGUUGUUGUUGCUAAAGGCGUAUCCCCGGUGGAUGCCACCAUGAAGCAGAAAACAUAAGUUGAGCAUUCAUAAGGACGUCGCCACUUGUACUUUACUGAAGAUAUUCAUCAGUGGGAUGAGGAACUGAAGUCUUGGGGAGUUUGUGCCAACAUGUCUAAACCAAUGGAUCACGUCAAACGCCCGAUGAACGCUUUCAUGGUUUGGUCCAGAGCCCAGCGCAGAAAAAUGGCUCAGGAGAACCCGAAAAUGCACAACUCCGAGAUCAGCAAGAGAUUAGGAGCCGAGUGGAAACUUCUCACGGAGUCCGAGAAGAGGCCGUUCAUCGACGAAGCCAAACGACUGCGAGCGAUGCACAUGAAGGAACACCCCGACUAUAAAUACAGACCGAGGCGGAAGCCCAAGACUCUGAUGAAAAAAGAUAAGUUUUCUUUCCCCGUGCCCUAUAAUCUCGGGGAGCACGACGCACUCAAAGUCAAUGGGCUUUCCGUGGGAUCACUUUCCGAGUCCAUCAUCGGACACCACGACAAGGCGGCGGCGGCUGCGGCGGCCGCGGCUGCGAGGGUGUUCUUCAACCCGGCCAUGUCGAACCCCUAUUCCUUUUUCGACCUGGGAUCCAAGAUGACUGAGCUUUCCCCGCAUUCGUUUCCGUACGCGUCUCCGUUGGGCUACCCGCCGGGUGGCUCCGCGGCUUUCACCGGGACCGGCGGUGGGACGCACGGCCACACUCACUCACACCCGUCCCCUGGAAACCCGGGCUACGUAAUCCCUUGUAACUGUACGGGCUGGCCCUCCGCAGGACUCCAGCCGCCCUUAGCAUACAUCCUGCUCCCCGGGAUGGGAAAACCUCAACUUGAACCGUACCCUGCAUAUGCGGCGGCGUUAUGAUAGGCCCGCUUUGGACUUCUAAAAAAUGAGAAAUGUGAAAACUAAAACAAACAAACAAAAAGAAGAAGAAGAAGAAUAAGAAAAGAAAAGAAAAACACUAUUCAUGCAAGAGUUUUAUUAUGCAUGCACAAACUUGUACAUGUGAUGAAGUGCUCGUCGUCUCAGAUAUCACAUGUGUAUGUAUAUUGAUUAAUGCCUUUAUCUAAGGUACUGCUUAUUUAGAGAACUCUCUAAUCUAUUCUUACCCAGCCAUCACCUCUCACAGCCCGGAGGGACAGGACUAAAGGAUGGCAAAAAAAAAAUGCACACAUUUGAGGGGGAAGUGUAUCAGAGCAUUUUGUGAAGAAAAAAAACCCCAUUUUGAAAGGUACACUCUUCGAUUUCUAUUUUUUUGCAAGUUGCACCUGCUUAGACUAACCUGUUGGAAUCAAGGGCAGCAUAUACCACGGUCACGUUAAUCACAGGAUUUCCUCCCAGAUAAGUUUGUAGGCUAAUGGGCUGUAAUUCAGGGGUCAAGGAGGAUUUGUCACAACAGUUCUCGCCUCUUGAACGACUGUAAAUGUGUACAGAUAAAAACGACUCUAGUUUAUUUGCCGUUAUAGGCUUAGUGUUUGAGAUAGGGCCAGGAACCUACGCAUUUCACUAGAAAUGCCAUGUAUAUUCUGAGUUUUUAAACCGUUUUAUAGAUGUCUGUAAUAUUUAUUGUUUAGUGGAAUCUAUGGUGACCCAGACAAUUUUAAAAAGGACAAGACUAGUUCUGUAAUUUUUUUUUGCACAUGAAACGUAGAGGAUGUAAUUUAUUUUGAAAAGGAUAUUCAAGUUCAGUGGGUUUGAGUCAUCAUACCUUAUUCUUUUCCCUCUCCCCUCUAAACGGUGAAACAGUUCCAAUUUAGAUGCAGGUGGAAGUUUAUUCGUGGGGUUUAUCAUGUCUCGAGCCCCCACCCUCCCACUCCUCGUAUCAUGUGCAGCAGCAGAAGAAAAAAAACGUUUUUAACUAACUCUUAUGGAAUUUGUAUGUUUUGUGUUUUCUUUAACCUCCGUUAUGUACUUCAACCUAUUGCUACUGUUCACAUGUUGAGCAAAGGACUACAAUAAAGCGUAUUCGGAUUAAACG
Messenger RNA from Cyclopterus lumpus (lumpfish), 2137 nucleotides. It is a transcript of the gene sox21b, whose product is annotated as SRY-box transcription factor 21b. Gene Ontology annotation, molecular function: DNA-binding transcription factor activity, RNA polymerase II-specific; RNA polymerase II cis-regulatory region sequence-specific DNA binding. Gene Ontology annotation, biological process: regulation of DNA-templated transcription; cell differentiation; anatomical structure morphogenesis. The record is from RefSeq and is a predicted model, not a curated record. NCBI's taxonomy places the organism in Eukaryota, Metazoa, Chordata, Actinopteri, Perciformes, Cyclopteridae. The transcript is spliced from 2 exons. The coding region runs from base 289 to 1023 and encodes 244 amino acids.